CCUGAGCAACAGUCGGAGAAGCUGAGCCCGUCCAUGGAGAGAAGCCCCUGAGCUGCUGCUGCCCCAGGAUCGGGGAGCCCCCUUUCUGCCCCUGCGCCCCCCACCAUGUUCCAGCCCACCCCGAAGAGGUGCUUCACCAUCGAGUCUCUGGUGGCCAAGGACAGCCCUGUGGCCCCAAACCGGCCCGAGGAGCCACUCAGACCCGCGGCCCUGAGCUAUGCCGGCUCCAGCCCUGUCAACCCGUUUGGAUUCCCCCCCACAGCCCGCGGCGUGUACCCCAACUCCGAGCUGGUGUUCGCCGAAGCGAUGGGCCACCCCCCCAACCCGGCGGUGCCCGUACACCCGGUGCCCCCACCCCACGCCCUGGCAGCGCACCCCCUGCCCACGUCCCACUCCCCGCACCCACUCUUCAGCUCCCAGCAAAGGGACCCCUCCACCUUCUACCCCUGGCUGAUCCACCGGUACCGGUACCUGGGCCACAGGUUCCAAGGUAAUGACACCAGUGCGGAGAGCUUCUUGCUCCAUAAUGCCCUGGCCAGGAAGCCCAAGCGGAUCCGAACUGCCUUCUCGCCCUCGCAGCUGCUUCGCCUGGAACACGCGUUCGAGAAAAACCACUACGUGGUCGGGGCAGAGAGGAAGCAGCUGGCCCACAGCCUGAGCCUGACCGAGACCCAGGUUAAAGUUUGGUUCCAGAACCGAAGGACGAAGUUCAAGCGGCAGAAGCUGGAGGAGGAAGGGUCCGACUCCCCCCAGAAGAAGAAGGGGACCCACCACAUCAACCGGUGGCGGAUCGCCACCAAGCAGGCCAGCCCCGAGGAGAUCGACGUGACGUCAGACGAUUAACCCUUUAGCACUUGGAACAUUUGAAACAAAAACGAAUAAUCCUCAAUCUGCAAAUACAAAAAGUUGCCCCCUUUCCAAAUGAGGGGGGGGGGGCGUUGGGGGCUAAACGAAGAGAGAAUUUCUCCUAAUUUGAGGUUUGUGGAAAAUGCUUGUGGGGCCCUGUGCCCCCCACCCGUGGAUUCAGCAGAAGGGGAACCCGUCAAGGACCCCCACAGGACCCCCGCACUUCCAGGUCUCCUCUGCCUUUUGACCAAUGUUCCCACAGCCAAAAAACUCACCCUGCACCUGCUCCAAAACUUGAAUUUGCAUGAAAAAAAAAACACAAAACAAAAAAAACCUCCAGCAGAUGCUUUCAGGGGCAGAAAAAUAUUGUAAGUUUUUUUUUAAUUUUAUUUUAUUUUUCUGGAAAUUUGUGUGCUUUUUGUACCGAGAAAUGUGCAGUUUAUAUACAUUUUAUAGGGGGCAAUUAUUGUGGAAAAGAGACUUGCUGUGGCCUAAAGUGACACUGAUGGGGGGGGGGGAUUUCACGGACAAGUUUCUUUUCAGUCGAAAAAACAUGAAAUAAAUAAAAUUAAAGUGCAGAUGGAGCGCUUCCGCCAAACUGGGGUGGAUUUAGCCAAACGAGGCCGAAAGAGUAAAAGACUUAAAAGGGACCUUUAAAAAAAUGAACACUUUUGACGCCAAAGUGAAGGAAGCAAAAUCUGCUCCAAAAAUCCAAACUACUAAAGGCGGAAAUAUUAAUUAAAGAGAAAAUCCCACGCGUGACCCUGAAGCUUCUGUGAGAUUGUAAAUAUUUUUGUGUUCGUGUUAAUUUGUUAGAAUUCUAACACACUUUAUACUUCCGAGAAGUAUGAC
Molecule: messenger RNA, 1698 nt
Organism: Spea bombifrons (plains spadefoot toad)
Lineage: Eukaryota; Metazoa; Chordata; Amphibia; Anura; Pelobatidae
Gene: EMX2
Product: empty spiracles homeobox 2
Exons: 3
Coding region: 106-843 (245 amino acids)
Biological process (GO): regulation of DNA-templated transcription; brain development; central nervous system development
Molecular function (GO): DNA-binding transcription factor activity, RNA polymerase II-specific; DNA binding
Source: RefSeq, a predicted model, not a curated record